Messenger RNA from Echinops telfairi (small Madagascar hedgehog), 1143 nucleotides. RefSeq names its product adenosylhomocysteinase (gene AHCY). Gene Ontology annotation, molecular function: adenosylhomocysteinase activity. The record is from RefSeq and is a predicted model, not a curated record. The transcript has 9 exons. The coding region runs from base 81 to 1073 and encodes 330 amino acids. Lineage: Eukaryota; Metazoa; Chordata; Mammalia; Afrosoricida; Tenrecidae. Gene Ontology annotation, cellular component: cytosol. Gene Ontology annotation, biological process: L-methionine cycle.
GGCGCCGCCUGCCCAGUGCUCCUCUCAGCUUGAGUCCGGCCCCCUCUGCCCUUGCCCUUCCGUGCCGAAACGCCGCCAACAUGACGGAGAAACUGCCCUACAAAGUCGCUGACAUCAGCCUGGCCGCCUGGGGACGUAAGGCCCUGGACAUUGCAGAGAACGAGAUGCCUGGACUGAUGCGCAUGCGUGAGAUGUACUCCACCUCCAAGCCGCUGAAGGGUGCCCGCAUUGCGGGGUGCCUGCACAUGACCGUGGAGACAGCUGUCCUUAUUGAGACCCUUGUCGCCCUGGGAGCUGAGGUGCAGUGGUCCAGCUGCAACAUCUUUUCCACCCAGGACCAUGCAGCAGCUGCCAUUGCCAAGGCUGGCAUUCCAGUGUAUGCCUGGAAGGGCGAAACAGACGAGGAGUACCUAUGGUGCAUCAAGCAAACGCUGUACUUCAAGGAUGGGCCCCUUAACAUGAUCCUGGAUGACGGCGGCGACCUCACCAACCUGAUUCACACCAAGUACCCACAGCUCUUGUCGGGCAUUCGGGGGAUCUCUGAGGAGACCACGACCGGAGUCCACAACCUGUACAAGAUGAAGGCCAAUGGGAUCCUGAAGGUGCCUGCCAUCAACGUCAACGACUCUGUCACCAAGAGCAAGUUUGACAACCUCUACGUGUGUAACAUCGGACACUUUGACGUGGAGAUUGAUGUCAAGUGGCUGAACGAGAACUCGGUGGAGAAGGUGAACAUAAAACCUCAGGUGGACCGCUACCGGCUGAAGAAUGGGCGCCGCAUCAUCCUCCUGGCUGAGGGCCGGCUGGUCAACUUGGGCUGUGCCGUGGGCCACCCCAGCUUCGUGAUGAGCAACUCCUUCACCAACCAGGUGCUGGCGCAGAUAGAACUGUGGACCCACCCGGACAAGUACCCCGUUGGAGUCCACUUCCUGCCCAAGAAGCUGGAUGAGGCAGUGGCUGAAGCCCACCUUGGGAAGCUGAACGUGAAGCUGACCAAGCUGACGGGGAAGCAGGCCCAGUACCUGGGCAUGCCGGUGGACGGCCCCUUCAAACCCGAUCACUACCGUUACUGACAGCCCCGCCUGCCCCUCACCUGCCAGCUGGUGUCCCUGCCCGGGCCCCCAUUCUCCCCAAGAACACACG